GCCGCUGUGACUGGUUCAGAACAAACACAUAGCUAGCGUCCAACGACGAUCGUCUCCACUCGUCUCUUCUGUUUAUCAACAUUUGAGCCUUCCUCAUCCCCAGCACUAGACAAUAUAUUUCUAGUCCCUCGCCAUGUCCAUAUUGGAGUACAACGGCGCCGCCAUGAUUGCCAUGGCGGGCAAGGAUUGUGUCGGCAUCGCGGCGGAUCGUCGUUUGGGUGUACAGCUGCAGACAGUCGCGACCGACUUCAACAAAGUCUUUGCCAUGGGACCUAAAUCGUACGUGGGUCUCGCUGGACUCGCGACGGACGUACAAACGCUCAAGAAUAUCCUCGAAUUUCGUAAAAAUCUGUACGAGCUCAAGGAAGAACGAGAGAUGAGUCCGGCGACGCUUUCGCACUUGCUUUCGACAUUACUGUACGAAAAACGCUUUGGUCCUUAUUUUGUGGAGCCGAUUGUGGCCGGUUUGAAUGAAAAGAACAAGCCGUUUCUUUCCGCUAUGGAUUUGAUCGGCGCGCCGGUGCAAGCGGACGACUUUGUUGUUUCGGGAACAUGCACCGGGAAUCUGUACGGAAUGUGCGAAAGUCUGUACCGACCGGAUUUGGAACCGGAAGAGUUGUUCGAGACAAUUGCCCAGGCUCUGCUGAGCUCGGUGGACCGAGACGCCAUUUCGGGAUGGGGCGGUGUCGUUCAUAUCAUUACUAAAGAUGGCGUAACAACGAAGGAGCUGAAGGGACGUCAAGAUUAGUGUAGCACGGAGAUAUACUUAUGAAACAAAAUAUUACUCCUUC
This is a messenger RNA of Phaeodactylum tricornutum CCAP 1055/1, 791 nucleotides long. RefSeq lists its product with no specific name. The transcript has a single exon. The coding region runs from base 134 to 748 and encodes 204 amino acids. The record is from RefSeq and is a predicted model, not a curated record. Gene Ontology annotation, cellular component: proteasome core complex, beta-subunit complex; proteasome core complex. Gene Ontology annotation, biological process: proteasome-mediated ubiquitin-dependent protein catabolic process. NCBI's taxonomy places the organism in Eukaryota, Bacillariophyta, Bacillariophyceae, Surirellales, Neidiaceae.